This is a messenger RNA of Suricata suricatta (meerkat), 1224 nucleotides long. It is a transcript of the gene GADD45A, whose product is annotated as growth arrest and DNA damage inducible alpha. NCBI's taxonomy places the organism in Eukaryota, Metazoa, Chordata, Mammalia, Carnivora, Herpestidae. The transcript has 4 exons. Gene Ontology annotation, cellular component: nucleus; cytoplasm. Gene Ontology annotation, biological process: regulation of cell cycle. Bases 228 to 656 code for a protein of 142 amino acids. The record is from RefSeq and is a predicted model, not a curated record.
CCUUCAGUGGCUGUGAGGCAGCUGCCCGGUCCACGUCUGGGCCUGUGGCGAGGCGAGGGGUCGGGAGCGGACGCGCGAGCGGGGCGGGAGGGACGGACCGCGCGGCGGCGGCGGGCGCCGGACGAGCCAGUGAGGGAGUGCAGCAGAGAGCAGGCGCCCCAAGCGCUCACGGUGGCAGGAGCAGCCCGCACGCCGCGCUCUCUCUGAGGGGGAUUUGCAGUUGCAAUAUGACUUUGGAGGAAUUUUCGGCUGGAGAGCAGAAGACCGAAAGGAUGGAUAAGGUGGGGGAUGCCCUCGAGGAAGUGCUCAGCAAAGCCCUGAGUCAGCGCACCAUCACCGUGGGGGUGUACGAGGCGGCCAAGCUGCUCAACGUGAUCCACUUCACCCUGAUCCAGGCGUUCUGCUGCGAGAACGACAUCAACAUCCUGCGCGUCAGCAACCCCGGCCGACUGGCCGAGCUCCUGCUCCUGGAGCCCGACGCCAGCCCGGCCGCGAGCGAGGGCGCCGAGCAGCCCCCGGACCUGCACUGCGUCCUGGUGACGAAUCCACAUUCAUCACAGUGGAAGGAUCCUGCCUUAAGUCAACUUAUUUGCUUUUGCCGGGAAAGUCGCUACAUGGAUCAGUGGGUUCCAGUGAUUAAUCUCCCUGAACGGUGAUGGCAUCUGAAUGAAAAUAACUGAACCAAAUUGCACUGAAGUUUUGAAAUACCUUUGUAGUUACUCAAGCAGUUACUCCCCACACUGAUGCAAGGAUUACAGAAACUGAUGUCAAGGGGCUGAGUGAGUUCAACUACAUGUUCCGGGGCCCGGAGAUAGAUGACUUUGCAGAUGGAAAGAGGUGAAAAUGAAGAAGGAAGUGGUGUUGAAACAAAUACAAGUCAAAAGGAACAAAAAUUACAAAGAACCACGCAGGAAGGAAAACAAACUAUGUAUUAAUUUAGAAUGGUUGAGUUACAUUUAAAUAAACCAAAUGCGAUUUGUUAAAGUUCAAAUGUGCAGCAGUAGUUUGGGUAUUUUUGGUUUAUAUGCCCUCAAAUAAACGAAAAACAGAAAGGGUUGAUCCUAUUUUAAAACCAUAUUUUAUUGUAUUUUGAUGAGAUGUUAAAUUCUCAAAGUUUUAUUAUAAAUUGUACUAAGUUAUUUUAUGACAUGAGAAGUUAUUUAUGCUAUAAAUUUUUUGAAACACAAUACCUACAAUAAACUGGUAUGGAAUAAUUGCAUCAUU